This is a messenger RNA of Periophthalmus magnuspinnatus, 7722 nucleotides long. RefSeq names its product growth factor receptor-bound protein 10-like. Gene Ontology annotation, biological process: insulin receptor signaling pathway; negative regulation of insulin receptor signaling pathway; negative regulation of Wnt signaling pathway. Bases 309 to 2165 code for a protein of 618 amino acids. Gene Ontology annotation, molecular function: insulin receptor binding. The transcript is spliced from 18 exons. The record is from RefSeq and is a predicted model, not a curated record. NCBI's taxonomy places the organism in Eukaryota, Metazoa, Chordata, Actinopteri, Gobiiformes, Gobiidae.
UGAGGCGUGUGGACACGGUGUGGACGCGGUGUGAGGACAGUCAGCUGGUGGAGAAGUGCUGGAGGAGUGCGCGUGUUUGGCUGCGUGCGCUGUGAGAGUGUGUGCACGUGCGCUUUGGACGCAAACGGAGAGGACGAGGUGAGGACAGCGCAAGAACGGCCCGGGGACGAGAGAUCAGAGCAGUCAGAGGCGCCACAGCGGGACUGGACCGUGUCUGGUGCGUGUUCCAGCUCCGUGUUCCAGAUCCUCAGUCGUGCAGGACUCUCACCUGUCGUCAUCCACAAUCGUUGCAAUAUUAACAUUGCACCAUGGCCUUAGCUGGAUGCCCUGAUUACUUCCUACAUCACUCCAACUACCAGGAAAACAUGGAUCGCACUUCUUCUCACAGGCCUGAGGAGCUGAUUGUUCCAGGCUUUCAGCGCUCAGCCAAUCAAAAUAUGCCACAUCACCAUGGAAUGCCAGGAAUUCUGUGUGUGGUGUUGGGCUUGAGAAACGAGGAGUUUUGGAAACGCACAAAUUUAGUUGAUGGCUUCACUUACUUUCACUGGACCUUCAGUAAUGAUGAUGUUGACCUGGAGAAGUUGGUGAAUGAGAUGAACUCUUCCAUGGAGAGCGUGUACUCGACGCAGGCAGACACUGCACUGCUUCUUAACAACGGGCAUCAUGUGCUGCCUUCAUACCAGGCCCACGGACCGCCACGGAGACGCCACACGCCUCCACUGUCCUCUCAGCCCAUGCACAUCCAAGCCGUCAGGUGCAUUCAGGAAGAGCAGCAUUUGCGUCCAGCCUCCCUUCCAGCGAUCCCCAAUCCCUUCCCAGAGCUUUGUAGUCCCGCGAGCUCGCCCGGACUCAGCCCCAUCCAGAUGCCAGACAACCAUAUCGUGAAGGUGUGGAGCGAGGAUGGAGCCGGUAAAGUGGUGGAGAUUCCCGCGGACAUGACGGCCCGGGAUGUUUGCCAGCUGCUGGUGUACAAGAGCCACUGUGUAGACGACAACGCGUGGACACUCGUGGAGCACCAUCCCAUCCUCGGACUGGAGAGGUGUCUGGAGGACCAUGAGCUCGUGGUCCAUGUUCAAUCCUCCAUGAGCAGCGACAGUAAAUUCCUCUUCAGGAAGAACUAUGCCAAAUAUGAAUUCUUCAGGAACCCCCUGAACUUCUUUCCCGAGCAGAUGGUGGCUUGGUGUCAGGAGUCCGAUGGCUCAAUCCCUCAGUCUCAGCUCCUCCAGAAUUUCCUAAACUCUAGCAGCUGUCCGGAAAUCCAAGGCUAUUUAUAUGUGAAGGAGCCGGGCCGUAAGUCCUGGAAGAAGCUCUACAUGUUUCUGCGGCGUUCCGGGCUUUACUACUCCACUAAAGGAACGUCCAAGGAACCAAGACAUCUGCAGCUUCUGUCCGAUUUGGAUGAGAGCAACAUCUUCUCCACCAUCACGGGCCGAAAACUCCACAAUGCCCCCACAGAGUACCAGUUCUGCAUCAAGCCCAGUAAAGUGAGAAGCGACUGUAAAGAACUGAAGAUGCUGUGCGCCGAAGACGAGCAGAGCCGGACUUGCUGGAUGACUGCUUUUAGACUACUCAAGUAUGGCAUCGUCCUCUACCAGAACUACAGCCUGCCACAACAGAGGAAGCCAGCCCCUUCCCACUUCUCCGCGCCCGUGCGCAGCGUGUCCGAGAACUCCCUGGUCGCCAUGGACUUUUCUGGACGCACAGGCCGCGUCAUCGAGAACCCCGUGGAGGCCCAGAGCGCCGCCCUGGAGGAAGGACAGACCUGGAGGAAAAGAGGUCAGCGUAUGAAUGUUUUGGGGAGCUCGAGCCCACUGCACCCGUCCUCUCUGAGCACAGUCAUUCACAGAACACAGGUUUGGUUUCACGGCCGCAUCAUGAGAGAAGACGCUCAUAAAAUGAUCAUGCAGCAGGGCCAAGUCGACGGCCUGUUCCUGCUUCGGGACAGCCAGAGUAACCCCAAGGCUUUUGUGCUCACCUUGUGCCACCACCAGAAAAUAAAGCACUUCCAAAUCCUGCCGUGUGAAGAGGACGGUCAGAUUUUCUUCAGCCUGGACGACGGCUCCACUAAGUUCACAGACCUGAUUCACCUGGUGGAGUUCUACCAGCUCAACAGAGGGGUGCUGCCGUGCAAACUCAAACACCCCUGCACCGCUGUGGCCUUGUGACACCCCCUCCGCUCACACACGUCUGUUUUGCACACCUCUCCUCCCUCGGCUCCUCCCCCCCUCCGUUACGCCCCUUUCUCACCGAUGCAACAUGGCCGACAACACAGAAGAAAGUAUAGUCACGUGACACUGCGGCGGGUUUGUGGAUGUGCGGCAGGAGGAUUACGGAUCGUCGUGGACUUUGGAAUUUUGCUCCCCAGCUUCUGUGUUGUCCCGACCGAGACUUGAGCAAGCAUUGUGAAAAAAAAAACAACAAAAACAAAACGGAGCAAAGAUUUCCCGUCGUAAGCUCCGCGAUGAAGCUCCACCCACCUUUGUCACCCCCUCCUACAUCCGCCAGGCCUGAUAAGCUGUGGCGCUGUCCUGACCCCUGACCUCUGGAAGCGAUUGGUCAGCGGGCAGACGGCGCCAGCCCCUUCUUGACUUCCUCAUUGAUCAUCAGGGAUGGAACGAGAACCUCUUUGGGUCUUUACAUCAAAACUGGGAUCCAGGAGUUUUCUGAACCUGUGCAGUCCAGUCUGGAUAAGCUGAAUAACUCCCCUUUGACCUUUGAAAUCAACUCCAAAAUAACACGCGAUUGUGAUUGUCCUCGCUGUGUCCAGGUCCAGCACAGCGCCCCCUAGCCCUCAAUCUGAACCGAGGAAACGCGGGAAAAGCUAAUCGAAAGUAGCUGAAAAUAGCAGAGGAGCGGCGGCGAAGGCGAGGCAGACGAGAACGAGAGGAUUCACGAUCACGAGUUCGAUCGAUUACUUGAUGUCAAACGAAUGCUGUUUUUUAAAAUUACUGUUGAUUCAAUGCAGAACUAGUUUUGCACUCCCAAGGCGGACACAGCAGCUGUUCUCUCAAAAUGCCUGCUCUUCGGUUUAUCAUCUUCUUCCUCUUCACUCCAUCCAUCCAUCCAUCCACCCACCACCUUCCCUCCCUCCCUCCCUCCGUCCCCCCUCCCCCCCAUCCCUUCUGGAAAGCAUGUGAAUUUCCACCAGCUCUGAUUGGAUUACAGUGGCGUGGGAGCAGCAGAGAAGACCGAGAGAGAGAGAGAGAAAGAGAAAGAAAGAGAGAUUGAGAGAAAGAACGAGAGAGAGCGAAGCUAAUGGUGCAGUGCCUUUCAGAAAAGAAGCUACAAGGAAGUGGACGUCGACUGCAGACUUGAAAAAACAAAAAACAAAACGUAUUCCCCGCAAAUGUUCCCCCCCUCGAAAUCUCGUACCACUUUUGUCAUUCGUUACAUCGACUCGGGCUCUCGCAGUGAAAAAUGAUUCGAGAAUGUUUUUUAUUUUUAGUCUGUUUUGAGCUAGCACAUGUACGAGCGAAGCUAACUGACCACUGAUCCCUCCAGCGACGAGACAAGACGAACCGUCACGAGCUUUUUACGGUGUUUUUUUUGUUGUUUUUUUGGGGAGGGGGGGGAUCCGACCUGAACUCAAAAUGUCCGCCUUUGUCAUAUGUGAAAACCUUUUAGUAAGAAUCGAAGCUAUAGUAAAAUAUACGUAUAAUGAUCUUUUAUAUAAAUGAGUUGUAUCCGAGAACGUGACGCUGUUAUGUUGCAAUAUUUGAGAACUUGAAGCGAUCGGAAGUUCAACGUUUUGAUAAUCAGUGAAUUAUGUUUCGAGUUUGAAAACAUGCCAAAAAACACGAGCCGUUUCCUGACUUUAUAUUUUAGUAUAGCUUUAGUGCGCAUUGUGUAGGAUUUAGUACGAGGUCAGAGGUCGAAGGUUAGAGGUUGUAGACGUCUCUGUGCGGAUCUCGCCCGUAGAACCACAGUCAAAUGAAGCUAAUCGAGGCUAGCGGCUAGAGCGGCGAAUUUGGAGCCGAGUUUCAUAUUUGGAAUUCAGGCCGCGAGUAUCAUAGCAACCAAAGAGCCAAUCAGGAGCGAGGCUGUUGAAGGAAACGCUCCACUGGUUUAGCACGGAGCGGGGCACGUAGCAACGCUGUCAAUCAAACCUGUUGCUAACGCUAGACCUCAGGAAAGAAAGAAAGGCGUCUGAUUUGUCUGUUUUUAAUGUUCGUGUCUUGAUUUACAGACAAAAUAGCGAAAUAAAAACAACACGAUCAUGUAGAGCGGGUUAAUACGAUAUGAAUAUGUUCGGCUCCAUCGUGGCUAGCAGUUAUAGUGGAAAAUUUGGAGACGAGUUCCAUAUUUGGACUCCCGACCGCGAGUAUCAUAGCAACCUGUGGCUAACGCUAGUCUGAUUUGUCUGUUAUUAAUGUUCAUAUCUUGAUUUACGGACAAAAUGAAUAAUAAAUAAAAAACCCAGGAUCAUGUAGAGCCUAUGAUCACGUCCUAUUUGAACCGCGGCGGCUAGCAGGUUAGCUAUCUCCAUUUAUAUGAACAGUCUUGGGCAGAUGAUGCGUCGUGUUGACGUUUUCGUUGCAGGUCUAAAUCCUACACAAUGAAAAUGGACCGUUAUCAAAACCAAACUGGAGUGAUUUAAAAGCUUGGAUGUACACAAUGUAACAGCAGCAAAAACUUUAUUUUUUACAAUAUUCGUGUUUAUCUUAAAGCCAUUAUGUGUAGCACUUUGAAAGUUUUAAACUAAGGGGCGCCCCCUAGUGGAGAAGGCGCUUACUGUAAGUAGUGCCGCUGAAAAUGAGCCAAAAGAUUUUUUUUUUUUUUCCAUUAGGUAAAACACAAAUUUACCGUUUAUUCACUAAACACAACAGCAGCAUCUCUUGGUAUCACAGUCCUACGGCAAAAGACAGAAUUUUAGAGAAGAAAAAACAUUCAAAUACGGGCAGUUUCUCAUUAUGUAAGAAAAUUUAAGGUUUCAAAAGGUGUUUAUUAAAGAGGCUUUUGUCAGUUUUUUGGUUGAGAGACAAGAACUUUCUGAAACCUUUUUGUAUUUUAAAGAUCUUAUAUUACACAAAACUGACUCUUAUGAGCUUUAAGUCAUGUUCAAACGCUGUUUCCUCCUCAAAAACAGACCUGGAGUUGUGUUUUAUUUAAUUUACACAUGUUUAUUAUUAGUCUGUCUACAUCUUCAAAGCUCAAAAUGCUCCGUUCCACCUUGUGAUGUCCUAUUACCAUUAGUUCAGUUGUAAAAAUGGCAAUUCCGGGGCUGAAAUGAUCCAAAUGAUUCAAGAAAUGAAGGUGUGUGGAGUUUAAAAACACAGUGGAGCACUUCCUGUAUCAACUGAUGACAUCACAAGUUGGAACAGAGUGUUUUCAGUUUGAGAAUCUGCAGGGUUUGUGUGUUAAACGUGUGUGAAUGAAACAAAACACAACUCCAGGUCCGUUUUUGACGAGAAAACGACAUUCUGAGCUGUUUAAAAGCCUCAUGGAAAGAUUAGAAAUAUCGUCUGUCCUGUUCUAAUCUCUUGACGUAGGACUGUCCACUGACCCGUCACUGCCCGGCCGUGACGACCACGAACACAAACAGGAAAACCGGACGCUGGAGUGACUUUACAAACCGCUUUGGUCACACUGGCGCUGGCUGCCCUGUCCACGAAAACCCCCCACAAAAACGCACCUUCCAUCUUGCUCCCUGCAGUUUUAAAUGGAAUUAGCCAGCACCUGCCCGGCCCCACGUCGCCCCCUGUGGCCCGUUCUGAGCGAGCGAGGUCAACAGGAGGCCACCGCUACUUCCAACGCCACCGCACAGCUCUCAAGCUACUGCCGCCGCAACCGCCGCCGGUCAAACCAAUCAAACCAAACCACGACUCACCAGCUCCGCACCUCGACCAAUCAGGCCUUUUUACUCUGAUCGUCAAGCCAGGGCAGAUUCUCCCAGGGAUUGGAUAAUGCUUGAACUUUCCCGCGCCCUUUGACCUCCCCUUUCACCCGACCUUUGACCCCACCUGUGUCCAGCCUGUAAGCUAUGUCCCUGUGGUGAAUACAGUGUGUUGUGUGUAAGUGUGAUGAUGGCCAGACUGUUAUAAACAUUCACGAUUCAGGAACGCUGGUUAUUAUCAACGUCGCUAUUGUGUUUUUUUUAUUUUGUUUUUGUUUUUUCCCGAGGUUGUACUUUUGUUGCCGUGGAGACGCGAGGUGGGCUGGCGUUUUUUAAUUUUUUUUGUUUUCUUUUUUCCCCAGCAUUCCCAGCGCGAGGCCUGUCACGAUAAAAACAAACUUCGAAGCGCGACGUGUUGCUGGAGUUGCGGUUGGUUGAGUAUUUGCCCGCUGAUCUGAAGGUCGCCGGUUCAAAUCCUGCGCCCAGCUCCCCGUAGAUGAGCGCUGUGACGAGACGCUUCACCCACGUCGCCCCCUAGUGUUUGCUUACGCUGGCGUUUGAAUGCGUGAGUCGUUUUUUUGAUGUAAAACGCUGUAUAAAAACGCGACUAUUUACCUUUUUAAACAUAAACAAUCAAAUGGAAUCAAAAUUUACGCCACUUUCCCGCAGAAAUUAACCGUUUACACCUUAAAUUCCAGCUUGGAACGAUAACCCGACGCAGUAUUUAUCAUGACAGGCCUAAACCGCGCUCCGAAAGCAAAACGCAAAUCGCAAAACGCACCAGAGUUUCUUUUCUAUCUGUUAAAGAUUCGAUCCAAACCGCACCUCCCUCCAUUUUAUAAUCACUGUGCUACAAUGCAAUCUUACAUAGACGUGAAUGACGAAACCAGUUACUUUUGUUUUCAGAGGAUGUGAAGCUAUGGGAAGGAUGUAGCCCUUAACACUGUACUUAGGUCACAGAUCACUAUAUGGCGUGUUAUGCUUUUGCUCAUAACUCCAUGUAAAAAUGAAGAAUUUGUUUUUUUUUCUUCCUGUAUUUUUUGUGUGUACAUUGACAUAUUAUUGUGUAUUUCUUUGGUUUGCCACAAAUGACCUUUUAUAUAAAAAUACCACAGUAUAUACAGUAUUAAAUUAAGCUGUUUUUUUUUUUUUUUUAACGAGAUCAAACUGGAUUUUUGGCGUUUUGUCAAAUUUCUAAACAAUACUUGCACAUAUAUAAGCUGACAGCCUGACUCUGGUUCAAAAUCCUACUACACUUUCUAGCUGUAACCGGUGUCUUAUCGUUAUUUUGUAAGGAGUUGAGUCGUGUGCAGGCUCCAACGCUCUGCACAUAUGCACACACAGGUGGAGUAACAUAGCACAGGCCCCACGCGGAAAUAGUCACUGACACUUAGAGCGACGUGUGCUGUAGCUGAGACACUAGUUCAGUUUGUCCGUAUAUUCAGACUUCCAGGUGCAUACUGUUCUGUUCGUUCAUAACAAGAGCCUAUUUUUGCAGCAGGUGCCUAUAACGAGUCCUUAUUUUCCAUCCGUCCACCGCUUUUUGGCCGUAGAGUUCCGACAUUGCACAGAAGUCCCAUCGACGUCAUGGGCCAACAGAACCUGACUCGGCGCUGGUGGAGCUGUACUUUGGGUUGAUGUCAUCGUAAGCUCGAGAAAAAAAAUAAUACAAUUUCAGGGAAAGAAAGAGUGCAAAUGAUAACCCUUGUUCAUUUAAAAAAAAAAAAAAAAAAAAAGAAUUCCCACUGUGCUUUGCUUCAUUCUGUACACAUCUGUAUGGCUCCUGGAUCGACAUUGUAUCUUGAUCAGGUAUUUUUGUACAAAUAAGGGACUGAUAUAUUAUCUGUAUUGGAACUUAGAAUAAAGGACAAAAUUGCUAUAAACCAAAA